Molecule: messenger RNA, 2196 nt
Organism: Scaptodrosophila lebanonensis
Lineage: Eukaryota; Metazoa; Arthropoda; Insecta; Diptera; Drosophilidae
Gene: kat-60L1
Product: katanin p60 ATPase-containing subunit A1
Exons: 4
Coding region: 314-2125 (603 amino acids)
Biological process (GO): microtubule severing
Cellular component (GO): microtubule cytoskeleton
Molecular function (GO): ATP binding; ATP hydrolysis activity; microtubule binding
Source: RefSeq, a predicted model, not a curated record
CAUUGCACUGCAGCUCUGCACCAGCGCAAGCUCAAAAAAUAUUGCGCAAUAUCUGGCACGCGUUGAAGAGACAAACGCAUCGAGAGAGCGCAUGAGACAGCAUAGGGAGUGCGCGCACUCUGUUAAAGCUUAGCGGACUCUCCCAGCAUCCAGUUUUGACAUUUUCAGUGCACGAAACAGUCGCAAAAUUUGUUGUUACAUCCCAUUUGGCAAUAUUGGGCUUAAAAGAGGCAGCUAAAAAAAAAAAUUCAAAAAACGAUCAAUUUAAAAUAUUUUAAUAUUAAAUUUUGGAACAUUUUGGAAAAACAACAAAAUGCGCGGUGAGGAGACAUACAGGCGCACCACACGGGAGAAGAUUGUGCUGAGGGGCAAUACGACCAUUCGUACCGUGGACUCGACUUCUACAUAUCUGCCCAUGACAAGGACUGGCUCGUCAACACCACCCACAAGCUUGUCGCAUAUGGCGCGCAUGAUGGACUCCUUGAUACUGGACUCCAUAUCACCUUUUGCCUUCACCAAAAUCACCGCAACCAGUCGUCCCAUGCGGAAUGGGAACAACUCUAGCAAUGGCAAUGCAAAGAAAACGACUCCCGAUAACAGACCAAUCAAUAAUCUGGGCGCGAACGCGCCCAAUGGUUUGGGUAUCGGAGGAAAUGUGACGUUGCGGAGCAAGCAGCGUCUGCCCACACAAGUCUCAUCCACAGAAGUGGCGCCACAGCCGCGUGCUGGCCACAAUCAUCAUCAGCAACAGCAGCAGCACAGUAGCUCGACGGCCAUGCCUUUUCCCUCACAGCAGCAAGACAAUCGCUGGGUGUCCUCGCUGCGACGACGCGAUCCAGAACUACAGCCCACCCUCCCCUCUAUCAAUAGCAAUGCUAACAGCCUGAGCCAUCAUGGUAGUGCCAGCAACGUGGGUGGUAAUCUGAGCGGCGCCUCCAUAGCUGGAACUGGCAUGGAUCGCCUGCGAACCUCGCGCAGCAUUAAAGCCUCUGCUGUAACUGCGGCCGUGCGAAAGAGUCGAUCUGUGGAGCGUAUGCGCGCCCGCAAACUGAACCCGCAACUUACUCUUAAGCAUAAAGGGAAGAAGAAUUCCUUGGAUGAGAACUCCAAUUCAGAUGAUCAGGAUGCGACGACAUCUCUGGAGGACAACUCGCACUCGACCACUCUAAACACACCCAAGUGCUCUCCGAAAACAAAGACCAAGCAUUUCUCGCCGCUGGGCUUUGAAACGCGCUUGGUCGAUACCUUGGAGAAGGACAUACUGCAACGUCAUCCGGGCGUGAAGUGGACAGACGUUGCGGGACUUAAUGAGGCAAAGACCAUACUGCAGGAAGCGGUAGUGCUGCCCAUUAUAAUGCCCGAUUUCUUCAAAGGUAUUCGACGCCCGUGGCGGGGUGUUUUGAUGGUUGGUCCGCCUGGGACUGGCAAGACCAUGAUGGCUAAGGCAGUGGCCACUGAAUGCGGCACCACGUUCUUCAACGUCUCCUCCUCCACCCUGACAUCUAAGUAUCGCGGCGAGAGCGAGAAACUGGUGCGCCUGCUCUUUGAAAUGGCGCGCUUCUAUGCUCCCAGCACCAUCUUUAUCGAUGAGAUUGAUGCGUUGUGCGCCUCACGGGGCUCCGAUUCAGAGCAUGAAGCAAGCCGGCGCUUCAAGGCGGAACUGCUUAUUCAAAUGGAUGGACUGACGAUGCAGGACGACAAGGUCAUCAUGGUACUGGCAGCCACAAAUCAUCCUUGGGACAUUGAUGAGGCAUUUAGGCGGCGUUUUGAGAAACGUAUUUACAUUCCCCUGCCGAAUGAGGAAACGCGCUCGGCUUUACUCAAACUAUGCCUUCGGGAUGUCUGUCUAUCACCUAAUCUGAACACGAAUCUAAUUGGCGAUGAGCUGAGUGGAUAUUCCGGCUCCGACAUCAGUAAUGUGUGCCGUGACGCCUCCAUGAUGGCCAUGAGGCGACAGAUUUCGGGACGGACACCCGAACAGAUCAAGCAAAUACGACGGGAGGACGUAGACUUGCCCAUAACGCUGCAGGACUUCCAGGAUGCAAUGCAGCGCACUAAGAAGUCCGUUUCGGCUGAUGAUGUAACACGCUUCGAGAAAUGGAUGGAGGAGUACGGGUCCUGCUAGUUGUACGGGUUAUUGAUUAAUUAAUAUUAAAUUAAAUAUAUAUAUACAUAUAUGUACUUCCAAUACGCAAA